GCCAGCCAUGACCUUGGGGCGCAGCGGGGCGGCCUCGGUGGUGCUGAACGUGGGCGGCGCCCGGUACUCGCUGUCCCGGGACCUGCUCAAGGACUUCCCGCUGCGCCGCGUGAGCCGGCUGCACGGCUGCCGCUCGGAGCGCGACGUGCUCGAGGUGUGCGACGACUACGACCGCGAGCGCAACGAGUACUUCUUCGACCGGCACUCGGAGGCCUUCGGCUUCAUCCUGCUGUACGUGCGCGGCCACGGCAAGCUGCGCUUCGCGCCGCGGAUGUGCGAGCUGUCCUUCUACAACGAGAUGAUCUACUGGGGCCUGGAGGGCGCGCACCUCGAGUACUGCUGCCAGCGCCGCCUGGACGACCGCAUGUCCGACACCUACACCUUCUACUCGGCCGCCGACGAGCCGGGCGCGGGGCCCCGCGAGGAGGAGGAGGAGGAGGAGCGGCCGCGGCGGCGGGCCGGCCAGGCGGCGCCCUCCCGGCGCUGGCUGGAGCGCAUGCGGCUCACCUUCGAGGAGCCCACGUCGUCGCUGGCCGCCCAGGUGCUGGCCAGCGUGUCGGUGGUGUUCGUGAUCGUGUCCAUGGUGGUGCUGUGCGCCAGCACGCUGCCCGACUGGCGCGCCGCGGCCGCCGACAACCGCAGCCUGGAGGACCGGAGCAGGUACUCCGCCGCCGCCGGCCCUGGGAGGGAGCCCUCCGGGAUAAUUGAAGCCAUCUGCAUAGGGUGGUUCACUGCAGAGUGCAUCGUGAGGUUCAUCAUUUCCAAAAACAAGUGUGAGUUUGUCAAGAGACCCCUGAACAUCAUUGACUUGCUGGCAAUCACGCCGUAUUACAUCUCCGUGCUGAUGACCGUGUUUACGGGCGAGAACUCUCAGCUCCAGAGGGCCGGAGUCACCUUGAGGGUGCUUAGAAUGAUGAGGAUUUUUUGGGUGAUUAAGCUUGCCCGUCACUUCAUUGGUCUUCAGACACUCGGUUUGACUCUCAAACGAUGUUACCGAGAGAUGGUUAUGCUACUUGUCUUCAUUUGUGUUGCCAUGGCAAUCUUCAGCGCACUUUCUCAGCUUCUUGAACAUGGGUUGGACCUGGAAGCAUCCAACAAGGACUUCGCCAGCAUCCCUGCUGCCUGCUGGUGGGUGAUUAUCUCUAUGACUACAGUUGGCUAUGGAGAUAUGUAUCCUAUCACAAUGCCUGGAAGAAUCCUUGGAGGAGUUUGUGUUGUCAGCGGGAUUGUUCUGUUGGCAUUGCCUAUCACUUUCAUCUACCAUAGCUUUGUGCAGUGUUAUCAUGAGCUCAAAUUUAGAUCAGCUAGAUAUAGUAGGAGCCUCUCCACUGAAUUCCUAAAUUAAUGCAUUGCACACCGAGUCUUGCAUACACCUCGUUUGUUAGGAAGACUUAAUGCUGCUUCGUAUUCAUGUGUUCCUUGCUCGGUGAGCACACUGUAGUGGGGUACUGUCGUCAUCUUGGUAGGGUAAACAUUAUCCUUCCCAGAUGAAGGGAUAAAGCAAUUUACUUAUUAUGGAGUAAACAAGAUUGAGACUGCAAAGGAAAAAGUAAUGAUUUCUAGACUUAAUUUUAAUAUCUAAUUUUAUUGAAACUUGUUUCCUCCUCCUUGCUUGAACAAUGACACACUUUUUUGUUUUGUUUUGAAGUGUAUUAUUUGAACAUUUUAAAAUGAAAAGCUACUAUUUUCCAAAUGUUUUUCUAUCUUAUGAAUUUGGACGAGUUUUGGGAGUUAUGGUGUUUUUUUGUUGGAGAGUAACAUUUUCGUUUCUAAAUGUUGUAUAAUCUCUCAUAUCAAUGUCAGAAGUAUCCUGGAAACAUAUGUCACAUGCAAGAACUGUUUAACAAAUACUU
Pipistrellus kuhlii (Kuhl's pipistrelle) is the source of this 1853-nucleotide messenger RNA. It is a transcript of the gene KCNG3, whose product is annotated as potassium voltage-gated channel modifier subfamily G member 3. The record is from RefSeq and is a predicted model, not a curated record. Gene Ontology annotation, biological process: potassium ion transmembrane transport; protein homooligomerization. The transcript is spliced from 2 exons. Gene Ontology annotation, cellular component: membrane; voltage-gated potassium channel complex. Gene Ontology annotation, molecular function: delayed rectifier potassium channel activity; protein binding. Bases 8 to 1345 code for a protein of 445 amino acids. NCBI's taxonomy places the organism in Eukaryota, Metazoa, Chordata, Mammalia, Chiroptera, Vespertilionidae.